Musca domestica (house fly) is the source of this 1264-nucleotide messenger RNA. RefSeq lists its product as uncharacterized. Bases 8 to 997 code for a protein of 329 amino acids. NCBI's taxonomy places the organism in Eukaryota, Metazoa, Arthropoda, Insecta, Diptera, Muscidae. The record is from RefSeq and is a predicted model, not a curated record. The transcript has 3 exons.
GUAUUAAAUGGGUAUUAUGUACAAAUUAAUGAAACAUAAAAGUCUGAACACAGAUAUACAUGGAAAACCAUCGACCAAAAAGAAAAGUGAUAAGUGUUAUUUAUUAACAACAACAACGACAGCAACACCAGAAACCACAAUGAUGAAUACCGGCCAUAACAGCGAUUGUGAUGUCACCGAAAAUGACAAUGAUGUCGUCAUAACUGCCAGUGGGGGUGUCAUCUGCAGCAACAGCACCGACACAAUGCGCAAAAUCGAAAUGGAGACAGAAAAACGUUUCACGGCCGAACACAUUUUGCAAUUGUGUAAAUUUUUAGCUGAAAAAUCCAAGAGAAAUAAAAAUCUACACAAACAACAACAGAGUCCCAAGAAAUUAACAAAAACACUGAAAAGUUUCCAAUUCCAAUCGAUGGACAACACCAACGAUGACAGCAAUGACAAUGAAGGCAGUCAGAGCAGCAGUGAUAUGGAACAAGAACAAUUUUAUGAUAAUCAAUGUGAGGAUGAGUUUAUGGCAGUGAGGAGAAAACACAGCUAUCAAAAUCAAGCCAUACCUUUACUGAGUCAUACAAGGAUAACAGAACAACAACGCCUGCAGCAGCAACAACAACACAUAGCAAUAUUAAAUGCAACAAACAACAUUCUAUCAUCCCGCCUCUCACCAGAUAUAAAUGCCAUGAAUAUCUCAGCAGCAGUAACAACGACAACUGCCUAUCAUCAACAACACAGCCAACAGUAUCACCACCAGCAGCAACCGAUGGACCAAGAUUCUGUUGAGGAACAACAUUAUCUCCAACAACCUCAGCACAAUGGUAAACGUGACAUUUUACUAAAAAUACGCCAUCAAAUUUUUGAACGUAAACGUUUACGUGAAAAAGGUUAUGAACCUCAAUCUCUUAAUGGCUCUGCCGCAGCACAACAGGCAUCUAUUGACUGCAUUACUUCCAUCCAUAUGCAAUUUGUUACAAUGCAUACACACAACAUUAUUAAACUAUAAUUAAAUAUUGAAUGUAUAUAUAUAGAAGUAUAUGUUGGUUUGUAAGUAUUUUCUCUGUGGUUUUAGUUUUUAUGAGCAAAUUAAUACAUUAACAGUUAUUUUUCUUAAUUGUUUUUUUUUUCUUUGCAGGUUGUUUGGCUGUUUGGAUUUCUAUUAAAAUAUAUUUCUUCUCUUGAUGUAAAUUCCCAAUAUAUUUCAUUUUCAAAAAUAUUUAGAUUUGGUUUGUAUUAAGUAUUUUGUAAUUAUUAUUGUAAAUAAAUAUAUAUG